This is a messenger RNA of Adineta ricciae, 1170 nucleotides long. Lineage: Eukaryota; Metazoa; Rotifera; Eurotatoria; Adinetida; Adinetidae. The record is from the annotation of a GenBank genome assembly.
AUGAUGAUUCAUCUAUCAUUUCUACAAACCUUUAUUUUUUGUUCCAUCAUUCUCAAUACGAAUAGUAAAUCUCAAUCGAGACAGUAUCAAAAUGUUUUUAAUAUUCCACAAUAUUAUUAUCAACAACAACAACAACAACAACAGCAACAGCAACAGCAGCAACCACUGACGGUCAACGGUCAAAAAUGGUUUUAUUCAUCUAAUCAACAACCGUACGCUUAUUCGUGGUAUUGGACAAACAAUGACGUUCCAUCAUCGAAUUUCUAUAAGAAUAGCUUGCCAAUGAAUCAGGGCGAUCAAAUGUCCGACUGGGCAUGCGGACGAAGUCCAGUAACGAAUCGAUUUUCUCGCAUCAUGGGUGGACAAGAUGCUGUACCUCAUUCCUAUCCAUGGAUGGUUUCAUUAGCAAAACGUUCACUAAAUGACUUACACUUGUGCGGUGGAGUACUUAUUACUAGACGGCACGUUCUUACAGCUGCACAUUGUAUGGAAGAUUUCAAAGGUGUUUCUGACAUGAAUAUCGUUGCGGGUAUGCACUAUACGAGUGAAAGCAAAAAUGCCAUUCCUGCAUUAACAAUUGACAUUCAUCCACAAUAUGAUCCUGAAACAUUUGCUAAUGAUAUCGCAAUUGUAACAUUGGCCUCGGCUUUACCGGAAAAUGAUCCGAGAAUCGGCACAAUUUGCUUGCCACCGGAUGAUAUGAUAGGAAAAAAUUAUCCUACUUCGAAAUCAUCCGGUGUAGCCAUUGGUUGGGGUUCGACGACAUUCGGCGGUCGACCAUCUACAUCAUUGAAACAAGUUAUUUUACCAAUCCUCGACGCGACGAAAUGGCCGUGUAAUAUCUAUGUGACUUAUACUCAGGGACAAAUUUGUGCAGGUGAAUUAAGUGGAGGUGCAGAUACUUGUCAAGCAGAUUCAGGAGGACCAUUAAUGUUAGAAAAUGCCGAUGGCCGUUGGGAAAUUGUUGGUAUAACAUCAUUUGGUAAAUCAUGUGGUAAACCAAACUCACCUGGAGUUUACACACGUGUUGGCACUUACAAUAGUUUUAUUCGAUCUAGUAUAAGUCUAUCGAGAAGUGCUUUUUACUAUUCUUCUUCUAUUCGUUCGUUUCAACUAUAUUCGUAUAAUAUUCUCGUCAGUAUUUCGUUGAUAGUAUCAUUCUUAGUGUGA